This is a messenger RNA of Exophiala viscosa, 1057 nucleotides long. RefSeq lists its product as uncharacterized. Bases 460 to 738 code for a protein of 92 amino acids. The transcript has 2 exons. The record is from RefSeq and is a predicted model, not a curated record. NCBI's taxonomy places the organism in Eukaryota, Fungi, Ascomycota, Eurotiomycetes, Chaetothyriales, Herpotrichiellaceae.
UCAAAGGUGCAAAGUCCACGCGACACUACUUACUACGGUGCUCUCAGACAUGUGGAUUUCUGACCGAAUCGCCUCCGGAUCUAAUCAGAGCAAACUCUCCACCAUGGAGAUGGUACUCGUACCCUGAAAGAGCUUCCCUGCGAGAGUUUGUAUCAUUCUCGAUUCGUUCAGUCAACAAAUUGUGUUACUUCUCUCUUGACUCUCCCGUUUGCAGCUUGCGAAUGUGAAGACGGUCGCUCUUGCAUUCUGUCCUUCCCUACCCUCCAGAUCUGGUGCACUCACUCGUUCGUGCAUCAGCAUCGUCCACUCGUUUUGCAAACCACCUUCUACUCGUAUCACCACUAUCUUUGACAGAACAGACGACAGCCCAGGUCAGAUCACUUCAUCAUCUCGACCCCGGAAAUAGAGAGCACCCAAUCCAUCGAGAAAAAGUUCUGCAUACCCUUCAUCACACCCAUCAUGGGCACCGUUCGAGAUCCCGCGUUCUGGCGACGAUUCUCAAUGGCGGUACACAUGGAUGAAGAGCAGGCCAAUAUAUCAGACUCAAAAUCAACUUCCACCGCGUCCUCAAGACCUGUCUUGAAACAAGCAGAUUCAUGGCUUGAGCGCAACCACAAGAAACAACGUCGAACACGCAUGCUGGGCUGGCUCAUCGCACUAGGCUUCGUAUGUGUCGUCGUUGGGAUUGUCAUGGUCCUGCUGUGGUACACGAAGCUGGGACCAUUCAAGGCGCUAUAACGUUGACGACACUGCGCUGGCAUCGCAUCAUGGUCAACAUAUUUCAACAUGGCGUUAUUCGCUACCAGAGGAGCAAUGAUGGAGGAGACCACGAAGACGCGCGACAGCUCGGUCCUGUCGUCAGCGAUUAAUGAAGGGAUUGAGUGAAACAAGACUCAAGGAUGGGCUGCAGAGGAUAUGGUCAUCAUCAGACCUGAUCACACGAGGACUUCCGACGGGAUACGGAAGAUUCGACUAACGACAUUACGAGCACCAUGUCAUCACAUCGGUCUGUCUGAGAGGCCGCAUAUAGACAUAUAGAGUUCAAACAGUCAUUGAC